Molecule: messenger RNA, 2227 nt
Organism: Pogonomyrmex barbatus (red harvester ant)
Lineage: Eukaryota; Metazoa; Arthropoda; Insecta; Hymenoptera; Formicidae
Gene: abs
Product: ATP-dependent RNA helicase abstrakt
Biological process (GO): mRNA splicing, via spliceosome
Molecular function (GO): ATP binding; RNA helicase activity; nucleic acid binding
Source: RefSeq, a predicted model, not a curated record
AUAUACAGAGCUUUCAUUUCUCUUAGUAUAUGUUCUGUGAAGUUUCGCGGAAGGCGGCUUGUAAACUAUUCGAUUUAGACGAAAUAAUAACAAAAUAUAUACAUUAAUACCUUAAUACAUUAAUACAUUAAUUGAUGCCUUAAUAUAUCGCAGUAUAUUAUCUCUCGGAUAAUUCCGUCACAGUAACACGGUUAUUUCCACGAUGAGUCAGGAUAAUCAGGAUAAUCAGGAUAAUCAGAAUAAUCAGGAUAACAACGAACCUCUGAUAAAGAGAUAUAGAAGGGAAGAAGAAGAAGAAGAAGAUAGUCCUUUGGAUACAGAUGAUGAUUAUGAACCAUACAUAUCUGUCAAGCAUCGUAAGAGGCAGCUACUCUCGAAAUUGGGUAAACUCGGUCAGUUAAAGGAGGAAACUAGCAAUGGUGUUGGGAAGAGCAGCAGCGAGAAUGAGAAGGACGACGCUGACAAUGACGAUGGACAGGUCUGGGGGAGGAAAUCUAAUAUUUCUCUUCUUGACCAACAUACUGAAUUAAAGAAACUGGCCGAAGCCAAGAAGGAAAGUGCCAUGGAAAAACAAUUAAAAGAAGAAGAAAAGAUCCUGGAAAGUGUGGCUGAGAAUAAAGCUUUAAUGGGUGUGGCUGAAUUAGCCAAAGGUAUUCAAUAUAAAGAUCCUAUCAAGACUAAUUGGCAACCACCAAGGAUGAUACUCAAUCUCGGUGAGGCACGUCACGAGAGAGUUCGGAGGAAACUGAGGAUACUUGUAGAGGGAGACGAAGUACCACCACCAUUGAAAACCUUUAAAGAAAUGAAGUUUCACAAAGGAAUUUUAUAUGGAUUGGAGCAAAAGGGUAUUAUCAAACCAACUCCGAUCCAAGUUCAAGGAAUACCUACAGUAUUGUCUGGUCGUGACAUGAUCGGUAUAGCUUCUACUGGUAGUGGUAAAACAUUGGUGUUUGUUUUACCUAUCAUUGAAUUCUGUCUGGAACAAGAAAUCGAUAUGCCAUUCAUUAAAAAAGAAGGGCCCUAUGGUUUAAUAAUAUGUCCUUCGAGAGAAUUGGCUAAGCAAACUUACGACAUAAUUCGGCACUACACCAAUAGUUUAAGACAAGCUAAUUGUCCGGAAAUACGCUGCUGUUUAGCGAUUGGAGGUGUGCCGGUUUCGGAGUCGUUAGCUAUAAUUAACAAAGGUGUACACAUAAUGGUAGCAACACCGGGACGAUUAAUGGAUAUGUUACAUAAAAAGAUGGUCACUUUAAGCGUAUGCCGUUAUCUCUGUAUGGAUGAGGCGGAUCGCAUGAUAGACAUGGGGUUCGAAGAAGACGUGCGAACCAUAUUUUCAUUUUUCAGGGGUCAGAGGCAAACACUUUUAUUUUCCGCUACUAUGCCAAAAAGAAUUCAAAAUUUUGCGCGUUCGGCUUUGGUGAAACCUGUAACGAUAAAUGUUGGCCGUGCUGGCGCCGCAUCGAUGAAUGUGAUACAAGAAGUGGAGUAUGUUAAGCAAGAGGCGAAGAUCGUUUAUCUCUUGGAAUGUCUUCAAAAAACCGCACCACCGGUUUUGAUAUUUGCAGAGAAGAAGCGUGACGUAGAUGCAAUCCAUGAAUAUUUGCUUAUAAAAGGAGUGGAAGCUGUUGCGAUACAUGGAGGAAUAGACCAAGAGGAAAGAUCACGUUCAGUUGAAGCCUUUCGCGCGGGUCAGAAAGACGUGCUUGUUGCGACAGACGUUGCAUCGAAAGGUCUUGAUUUCGCCGAUGUUCAACACGUUAUUAAUUACGACAUGCCGGACGACGUAGAAAAUUAUGUGCACAGAAUAGGCCGAACUGGUCGUUCCGGACGUACUGGUAUAGCAACAACUUUCAUCAAUAAAGCGAACGAUGAAUCAGUAUUACUCGAUCUUAAACAUCUGUUGAUGGAAGCAAAACAAAAAGUUCCACCAUUCUUACUGGAACUCUGCUCAGAAAACGAAAAAUAUCUCAAUUUGGGAGAUGAACAUGGCUGCAGUUAUUGUGGUGGACUUGGACACAGAAUCACAGAGUGUCCAAAACUGGAAGCUGUACAGAAUAAACAGGCAUCUAAUAUUGGGCGUCGCGAUUAUCUGGCUAGUAACGCCGCCGAUUAUUAAGCGACGCUUUAAAUAAAAUUGUAUUGUAAAUAUGUACAUAUAUAUAUGUAAAUUUAUUUCUAUAAUAAUUGAUAAUUUUUAAUUAUGAAUAGCAAAAAAAGAAAAAAUAAA